Messenger RNA from Metschnikowia bicuspidata var. bicuspidata NRRL YB-4993, 1068 nucleotides. RefSeq lists its product as uncharacterized. The coding region runs from base 1 to 1068 and encodes 355 amino acids. Gene Ontology annotation, biological process: negative regulation of silent mating-type cassette heterochromatin formation; negative regulation of rDNA heterochromatin formation. The transcript is spliced from 2 exons. The record is from RefSeq and is a predicted model, not a curated record. NCBI's taxonomy places the organism in Eukaryota, Fungi, Ascomycota, Pichiomycetes, Serinales, Metschnikowiaceae. Gene Ontology annotation, cellular component: Rpd3L complex; Rpd3L-Expanded complex.
AUGUCACGACGCUCUGGACGCGCCAAGCAGUCUGCGACAGAAAGCAGCCGGACGCCCGAAAUCGACAAUGCGCCCGAGCUCGAUGAGCAGGCCGAGGUGACCCGCUGCAUCUGCGGAAACGACGAAAUAGCCUCCAUCAACACAUCGCUCCAGCGCUUGCUUCUCCUGGAGUACAGCAUCAAGAUCGACAACGGCCUCUUCAUCCAGUGCGACAAGUGCCUGGUGUGGCAGCACGGCUACUGUGUCGGCUUGUUCAUCGACAACGAUGUUCCUGACAAAUACUGGUGCGAGCAGUGCAAGCCGUCGCUCCACAUGCUCGUCACGGACAACGAGGACCGCACGUCCCGCACAUUGUACCGGCCUGUCAACGACGGGCGCGAUGCCUUGCUCAAGUUCCUGACGGAAAAGGAGUCUGGCGCCGCCAAGCCCGCGGAUUCCGACUCCACGCUCUCGCACACCCUGUCCAACCGCCAGACGAGAAAGGAGCGCCGCCAUGUCGAGGACUCGUUCGAUGAGCAGCUCCAGCGGGCGCUCCGCGAGAGCGCCGCGUCGACCGAGCGGAAGAGAAACGCACAAACAGACUCUGCGCAGAGCAAUAAACGCUCGCACUCUGAAGACCUGGAAAACGACGUGAACGACUCCAAUCUCGAUGACGACACCGACCUGAAGACCGCCAAACGCGAUUCCAGGGUUAAGAGCAAGCUGCGCGCAAAGCAAAAGGCACGCUCGCAGAGCUCGCGCGGCCUGGCGUCGCAGCCUAAAAGCGAAGCUGACAGCCUGGUCGUCACAAAGGAAGAACUACUAAGUCAGCCGCUGCAGCCGCGUUUUGUCAAUGAGAAGUCCACCAUCUACGAGCUCCGGAAACGCACGGGCGCCAUUCUCGAAUGGCUAGGGCGUUCCCAGAUGGAGCUCGAGGAAGAGCGCGACGUCAAGACUCUACAGUUCAAGGAGGCCAACGUGGAAGGCGCGAACUUGCUCUUGCUGGUCGAGGAAAACUCGAAGCUCAUGGAGAACCUCACGGAGAAGAUUCUAGCUUGGGAGCAGAGGUUUGGCAAGUACGCGCCAUGA